Molecule: messenger RNA, 3323 nt
Organism: Pelobates fuscus (common spadefoot toad)
Lineage: Eukaryota; Metazoa; Chordata; Amphibia; Anura; Pelobatidae
Gene: PPP4R3B
Product: protein phosphatase 4 regulatory subunit 3B
Exons: 16
Coding region: 356-2839 (827 amino acids)
Biological process (GO): DNA damage response; protein dephosphorylation
Cellular component (GO): protein phosphatase 4 complex; nucleoplasm
Molecular function (GO): protein phosphatase activator activity
Source: RefSeq, a predicted model, not a curated record
CGCGCUGCCGUAGCCCCUGCGAAACCAUUCUGUAGAGCCCGUUCCAGUUCUCGUUGGAGGAAGAGAAAGAAGAGAAUCGGGUUACAAGAUGGCGGGCGUCUGAGGUACGAGUUGAGCGGAGGAGGAGGCUGGGGGAGACCGUAAUAAGAAGCGGGGCAGACAGCGCGCCCGAGCCCAGCAGCCCCAGCUCGUUCCACCACAAAGGCCCGACCCCGUGUAAUCCGCCCAGCAUGGUCCGUGGCGGGGGCUGCUCGUGAAGCUGGCAGGGGACAGAGCAGCUGAGGGGAGCAGCGACGGGGGAGAAGGGGAAGAGCGGGAGCAGCUAUCGGGGGAAUCCGGGGAGUGCGACGGCAUCAUGUCGGACACCAGGCGGCGGGUGAAGGUCUACACCCUGAACGAGGACCGCCAAUGGGACGACAGGGGUACCGGGCAUGUGUCCUCCACCUACGUGGAGAGGCUGAAGGGGAUGUCCCUCCUGGUCAGGGCCGAAUCCGACGGUUCCCUGCUUUUAGAAUCCAAGAUAAAUCCGAACACGGCGUAUCAGAAGCAGCAGGAUACCUUGAUUGUUUGGUCUGAGGCAGAAAACUACGACUUGGCUCUUAGUUUUCAGGAAAAGGCUGGUUGCGAUGAAAUCUGGGAAAAAAUUUGCCAGGUUCAAGGGAAGGAUCCAUCUGUAGAAGUCACACAAGAUCCCAUUGAUGAGUCUGAGGAAGAGCGCUUUGAGGAGAUGCCAGAAACCAGUAACUUGAUCGAUCUUCCUACUUGUGAACUAAGCAAACUUGAAGAGAUUGCUGACCUUGUUACCUCUGUUCUUUCAUCACCUAUUCGAAGAGAAAAGCUGGCAUUAGCUUUGGAAAAUGAGGGCUACAUUAAAAAACUGCUUCAACUCUUCCAAACUUGUGAGAACCUGGAUAAUACAGAAGGCUUACAUCAUUUAUACGAGAUUAUACGAGGAAUAUUAUUUCUCAAUAAAGCAACUCUGUUUGAGGUGAUGUUCUCGGAUGAGUGUAUUAUGGAUGUUGUGGGAUGCCUAGAGUAUGACCCUGCCUUGGCCCAGCCGAAAAGACACCGGGAAUUCUUAACCAAAACAGCAAAGUUUAAGGAAGUAAUUCCGAUCACAGACUCCGAACUUAGGCAAAAGAUACACCAAACGUACAGGGUACAGUACAUACAGGAUGUCAUCUUGCCCACACCCUCGGUCUUUGAAGAAAAUUUUCUUUCUACGCUCACUUCUUUCAUUUUUUUCAACAAAGUGGAGAUUGUCAGCAUGUUGCAGGAAGAUGAAAAAUUUCUGUCUGAGGUCUUUGCACAGUUAACAGAUGAUGCUACAGAUGAUGACAAAAGACGUGAACUGGUGAAUUUUUUCAAGGAGUUUUGUGCAUUUUCUCAGACUUUGCAGCCUCAAAACAGAGAUGCGUUUUUUAAAACAUUGGCAAACUUAGGAAUUCUUCCUGCCCUUGAAAUAGUCAUGGGUAUGGAUGACUUGCAAGUAAGGGCAGCUGCUACAGAUAUAUUUUCUUAUCUGGUAGAAUUUAGUCCAUCCAUGGUUCGCGAGUUUGUAAUGCAAGAAGCCCAGCAGAGUGAUGAUGAUAUUCUUCUGAUAAAUGUUGUUAUUGAGCAAAUGAUUUGUGAUACUGACCCAGAGCUUGGAGGAGCAGUUCAGUUAAUGGGACUCCUGCGAACAUUGAUAGACCCAGAGAACAUGUUAGCAACAGCUAAUGUAAGAUCCUGCACAUGGAAAGCUGAAAAGAGUGAAUUUUUGAAUUUCUUCUACAACCAUUGUAUGCAUGUUCUCACGGCACCUCUCUUAGCAAACACUUCUGAGGAUAAGCUGGAGAAAGAUGCAGUUGUUGGAUCCACCAAGAGUAGCACAAUCUGCCCUGAUAAUUAUCAAACUGCACAGUUGCUUGCCUUAAUAUUGGAAUUGCUCACGUUUUGUGUUGAACAUCACACAUACCAUAUUAAAAACUACAUAAUGAACAAGGAUCUACUUAGGAGAGUGUUAAUUCUGAUGAAUUCGAAGCAUACAUUUUUGGCUUUAUGUGCAUUACGUUUCAUGAGGCGUAUAAUUGGCUUAAAAGAUGAAUUUUACAACCGCUAUAUCAUAAAGGGCAACCUUUUCGAGCCAGUUAUUAACGCACUUCUGGAUAAUGGAACCAGAUACAAUCUGUUAAACUCUGCAGUAAUUGAACUGUUUGAAUUUAUUAGAGUGGAAGACAUAAAGUCUCUGACGUCACACAUAGUAGAUAACUUUUAUAAGGAACUUGAACCCAUUGAGUAUGUUCAGACUUUUAAAGGAUUGAAAACAAAGUAUGAGCAAGAGAAAGAUCGUCAAAACCAGAAAUUAAGCAGUGUUCCAUCCAUAUUGCGCAGCAACCGAUUCCGUAGGGAUGCAAGAGCUUUAGAUGAAGACGAAGAGUUGUGGUUUAAUGAAGAUGAGGAGGAAGAAGGAGAAGCUGUUGUACCUCCUGUUGAAAAAUCAAAAGCAGAGGAUGACUUUCCUGACAGUUAUGAAAAAUUCAUGGAAACAAAAAAAGCUAAAGAGAGCGAAGAUAAGGAGAAUCUUCCAAAGAGGACUGCUGUUGGAGGAUUCAAAUUCACAUUUUCUCACUCUGCCAGUGCAGCUAACGGUGCAAAUAGUGCAAAUAGCAAAUCUGUGGCAGCUCAAACACCACCAGUGGGGUCGAACGGCUCUUCCUCGAAAAAUACAAACUUGGCCACCACAGUAACAGCCACCAAGCAGGGAAGUCUAAUUGGCUUAGUGGAUUACCCUGAUGAUGAAGAGGAAGAGGAAGAAGAGGAUACAUCCCCACGAAAAAGACCACGUCUUGGAUCAUAAAGAUACUGACACUCAUUAGUUGUGCAUUUUUUAAUGAUGCAAACUGAUGUUGGAGCAUAGUGAGUCUGAAAGCUUUCUCCCUUGAAUACAUAAUGGAAGUAGCCAAACUCCACUAAAAGGGUAUAAAUGCCAAGCUUUCAUCGAAGCCCUUCUAGUGUUCAAGAAGCCUUGUAGGCUUUCAAACUGAUGGGUUAGCUAUGAAAACCUAGAUGACUGCUUCAAUGCAAUCUGCAUCUUGUGUAUAGGAUGGGCACAGAAUGGAAUUUAAAAAGACCAUUUUUAUGUUGGAGGGUUGCCCCAGGAUGUAUGUCAACUAGAACAUUAAAAAGAUGCUUUCAGUUGCACACCCAGUAAUCUUAAUUUUGUAAUGGUGCUGGCCAUAGUGUUUUAUCAAUUGCCUAUUUUAUAAAACCAAUUGAAGGGAAACUAAAUCUGUUAUUAAAGAAAAAAAUGAAAAUAAAACCUCGGGACCAUUCUUUGUAAA